Messenger RNA from Ramularia collo-cygni, 1980 nucleotides. RefSeq lists its product as uncharacterized. The coding region runs from base 1 to 1980 and encodes 659 amino acids. NCBI's taxonomy places the organism in Eukaryota, Fungi, Ascomycota, Dothideomycetes, Mycosphaerellales, Mycosphaerellaceae. Gene Ontology annotation, molecular function: protein binding. The record is from RefSeq and is a predicted model, not a curated record. The transcript has a single exon.
AUGACGARAAUCACUCGCAAUGCCCGACCAUGUCCGUCCCAAUCCCAAUCCAUCGAAGUCAUUUUCAUCCGCGGUCUGGUCACGGCGGGAACAUGUCGCCGGCACCGAGCGAAAGAGGAGGAAGAGGGGAAGAAGAGGAGGAAUGGGCUCCAACGUCGUCCAUACUCCACUCCACCCCAUCCUCAUCCUCAUCCUCCCUCUCCCUCCCCACAAAUCAGUCGCGAGGAAUACCACGAUCUGGUGGACAUUUACCAUGACCGCCAUUCUCAAGAACAAGACCAGGAACAAGCCCAACCAUAUUAUCCGCUGGCAUCCCGUCUGACCCUCACUCCCGCUCAGGAAUCCCAACAAGAGGACUCCCCACCAACGCACCGCGUCCUCGCCCUCGACCUCCCCCAAGACCACCCAGAUCACGAAACGCACCUCCGAGCCCUCAAAUCCCUCCGCCGCCUUCUCAAUCAACCCCUCGGCCACAUCUCCCUCAACCUCCUCUGGUCGACCUACUUGACCCUCCCAUCGCCACAACCCGUCUACCUCACCCCCAACACCCUCACCCGCAUGUUCAACCACUUGACCUGGACCGAGUUCAAAAACUCCCACGACGCCGCCAUGUCCCGCUACUUCUCCCUACUCARUCAAGUCCUCGAUGCCCGUCCCAACGAGAAGCUAGACGCCACCGUCUGGAAUUCCGCCAUCAGUUUCGCCGGACGUUGGAUGCGCCAUGUCACCUCCGAGGAGGUCAAGAGUGCCGUGAGCGUGUGGAUGAGGAUGGAGCAGGGAGGGGUACAAGCUACGGAAGUCACGUUUAAUAUCCUCUAUGAUUUGGCCGUCAAAGCCGGCAGGUUCGCUUUGGCCGGGACCAUUGAGCAGGAAUUGAAGACGAGAGGUUUGCCCCUCAAUCGAUUCUUCCGCACCAGUGUCAUUUAUCAUGCCGGUAUGCGGAGGGAUGGCGAGGGCGUGCGCGCCGCCUUUCGGGAAUUGGUCGAAGCCGGGGAGAUUGUGGAUACGGCCGUGUUGAAUUGUGUCAUUCUCUCCUUACUGCGAGCCGGGGAACCGGGAGCGGCGACUUCCGUCUUUUUGCGCAUGAAGAAACUCCACGAAGAAAAGUUUGGAGGCGACGCGUUGAAAGAUUGGAGGGAAUGGAAAGCUACGGGCCUCCGCCUGGAUGCCGAAGCAAAACGCUUGCGAGACGAGGAAAGUCGGCACGAAAGUUCCUUCUUCGGCGGCACAUUCAGUUCGAGGGGAAAGAGGGAUGCGGUGCAGCAGUCUGCUCCGAUUGAACCCGACGCCAGAACUUAUCGCAUCCUCAUUGCUUGGUCGGUGGAAUGUGGUGAGUUGGCACGGGCCAGGGAAUUGGUUGAGGAGAUGCGAGGGAGGGGAUUUCACGUGUAUGGCGGUGUGUGGGUGGGGUUUCUGAGAGGGUUUGCCAAGUUUGGAGGAUAUGUGGGUGGGGAGUGGAAUUGGAGGGUUUUGGAGGAGAUUUGGGGGGAGACGAUGGGGAGUUUGGACGAUCCUCCUCCUUCUUCUCCUUCUCCUUCUGAUCAUGAUGAUGACAAUCUUGGGGAACAGUUUGCCGAAAUGAAAGAGAAAGAAGAAGAAGAAGAAGAAGAAGAAGAAGGUCCUCCCAUUAUGGAAACGCUUCGACCGACGUACUUCACUCGAUCGCUGGCUUUCGCGGCCGUGAAUGCUUUUUACAAGUGUAUGGGCAGGAAGCGUAUGUUGGAGGUUUGGAAGGGGGAUGUGGAAUGGAGGUGGAUCGCUCAAGGGGGCGUUAGUGAGGAGGAUUUGGAAAGGGUGAGGCGCGUUGUGGAUCGUUUGAGGAGUAUGGAUGAGGAGGAGGACGUUGAGGAAAGGGAUGGUGGUGAUGAUGGUGGGGGUGGUGGUGAUGGAAGUAGUGGUGAGGGAGGGAGUGAUGGUAGUGAUAAAGGACCCCACCGCUCCCAACAGCAGCCUUCCGAACCUCUUUAUACACCCUUCUAA